AUGUACGAAGGCAGCAAGGCAAAUGUAAAGUGCAUGGUAGGAACUACAGAAAGUUUCCAGGUUAAAGUUGGACUCCAUCAGGGAUCUGCACUAAGGCCAUUCCUCUUCGCCAUCGUCAUAGACUGUCUCACCGAAGCAGUUCAGAAGAUUGCCCCAUGGGACCUGAUGUUCGCAGAUGACGUUGCACUGAACGGGGAGACAAAUGAGGAUGUGGAAGAGAGGCUGGAGCAGUGGAGAAGAGCAUUGGAAGAUAGAGGGAUGAAGGUGAGCAGGCAUAAAACAAAAUACCUUUGUAUGGGGGAUCAAGAUCCAGAGAGAGCAGUAAAAAUGCAGGGUUUGAAGCUGAACAGAGUCCAAGAGUUUAAGUACCUUGGUUCCACAGUGCAAAGCGACGGGGCAUCAGACAAGGAGGUUGGUAAGAGGAUACAGGCGGGAUGGAAUGCUUGGAGAAAGAUCACUGGGCUGCUAUGCGACAGACGGGUCCCAGCAAAGCUGAAGGGCCGGAUAUUCAAGACAAUGGUACGACCGGCGAUGCUGUAUGGGAUGGAGGCAGUCGCGGUAACGGAGGGACAAGAGAAGAAGAUGGAAGUAGCUGAGAUGAGGAUGCUACAAUUCUCACUGGGGAAGACCAGGCUAGACCGGGUACGAAACAGCACCAUCAGAGAGACAAUGGGGGUAGGCAAAUUAGAGAAGAAGCUGAGGGAGUGCAGGCUAGGACAUGUGUCGUGCAGCACACCUAUUAACAAACCCCAUUUUACUGUGUCUUUAGAAUUGUCCAUAAUCUCUUAG
Penaeus chinensis is the source of this 789-nucleotide messenger RNA. RefSeq lists its product as uncharacterized. The transcript is spliced from 2 exons. The record is from RefSeq and is a predicted model, not a curated record. Bases 1 to 789 code for a protein of 262 amino acids. Lineage: Eukaryota; Metazoa; Arthropoda; Malacostraca; Decapoda; Penaeidae.